GUUUAUACCAAUCGUUGUGACAGUUGCCAAACAGACACGUGGCCGGAAUAAUGUCGAUUUCGGCUUGGUAUAGAGAAACAUUAGAAACCUUUCAAAAUUCCAUAAUCUGUAGACGCGUUAAAUUUGAUGGCGUGCAGUGGGCCACCGCACACGGCGAUUGUUGUUAACCUGCUGAUUGGCGAUUUGGUCCAGGAUGCCGUGAACGAGCCGUUCAAGCUCUCCGAACAGACGUCCACCUGCCGGCGGCUCUUUCACAUUCUGGGCUUCACUCCGGCGGAUGUUUUCGAGGACGAUGAUGAGCCCGGUGAUGGGAACUCAACGGACAAGUCUAGUUCGUGCACUCUACGGAACAUACCGAAUCCCAACGCCAUGAACAUUAAGCAGAGAAAUUGGCACAGUUGGAUGAAGAAGGCAUUAGCUGAAGAGAACUCCGAAGAUGACAUUGAGAUAUUCAAGAGGUCGCAUGCGUACAAGGUGCUCGAGACAACCGGCGUGCAGACGGAACAGCCGAGGCUGAGGCGAAAGGAGCCUGGAGCAGUGCCUGUCGAUGUCAGGCAAGGUGGACAACCGGGGGAGGCACCUUGCGAAAUGACCCGCCAAACGAUCUUCAUAGAGGCGGUGUCGGUGCCCAUUCCCAAUGUGCUGGCCCGGGCGCCGCUGGCCGACAGGUUCUGCUAUAUGCUGACCGACUUUGCCUCGGCCCUCUAUUGUAGUCUUGCCAUCAUGUGUUGUUGCACCCCCAAUAUGUUGCGAUAAAUGACACAGCAGUGCCGCGCCGCCAACAACAGUCGUUUGCCGCUGGUCAGUUUUCUGAUUACUACUACUUUGUUAUUUAUUUAAGAGUGAAACUAAACCAAUCAUAA
Molecule: messenger RNA, 863 nt
Organism: Drosophila ananassae
Lineage: Eukaryota; Metazoa; Arthropoda; Insecta; Diptera; Drosophilidae
Exons: 2
Coding region: 127-756 (209 amino acids)
Source: RefSeq, a predicted model, not a curated record